ACACUAUUUCCCAGUGACGACGACCGCAAGCAGCAUGGAAGGGCGCCCCGCUCCGCCUGGCCGCCGGCCCAAGGCGCGCGUGCCUGUCAAGGCCAUGGACAUGCAUGUCGAAGCAACCAUCGACGCCCCGGUGCUUCCGUCGCCGACUCUAAAGCAAGCGGUCGAUGAGAUCGAACAAGGCGAUGGCGCGACCUCGGACGCAUCGACGUGCGACGAUGCCCCGCCCGAUGCCAGCGAGGAAGAGGCUCGGCAGGAUGCACCGACGACAGAAGUGGAUGCACCCUCGAGCCCAUCAGCUGGCAACGCGAACGUAGCGACGCCUGUGCCCGAGGACGACGUUAACGUGGCCAUCGUUGACGUCGACACGACCGUAGCGACGGAGCCCACGCCGCCGUCUUACAACGACGCUACGGACGCUGUACCUGCGCCGGAGACGCCGAUUGAAGAAGCGCCGCCGGCCACGGGGUCGUACUAUGGCCUCGAAGCCCUCCUGGCGCCGUUCACAUCCGUGCCCGACGUCCCACCGCUUGAGUCGCUCGAGUGCGUCUAUAACGAGGACGCUGUGGAGCUGCAGAAGCUCAUCUUUCGCGCUGUCAAGAUGUGCACGAACAAGAACAAGCUCAAGCUCGAAGAGUUCAAGAUCAACGGGCGUCUGUAUGGCAAUGGCUUCAUGGAGCCCCACGAGUACAUUGACGCGAUCGCGGCCGACGUUGGCAGUCUCGAAGUGCUCAUCCUCGUCCCGUGCAUGCUGCGCUUGCAGCCCGACCGCAUGGCGAAGAAGACGCUCUGGCUCGCCUUGCGUGCGUACCGAGCGAUGCACCUCGCCGCGUUGACGCGCCAAAUCGCACCGUUUUGAGACGCCACGUAGCAUAUGUACUACUCCUCUGUCAACGCCGUCUUGCAUACCGCUAUC
Messenger RNA from Saprolegnia parasitica CBS 223.65, 913 nucleotides. RefSeq lists its product as hypothetical. Bases 35 to 856 code for a protein of 273 amino acids. Lineage: Eukaryota; Oomycota; Saprolegniomycetes; Saprolegniales; Saprolegniaceae. The transcript has a single exon. The record is from RefSeq and is a predicted model, not a curated record.